Molecule: messenger RNA, 1041 nt
Organism: Biomphalaria glabrata
Lineage: Eukaryota; Metazoa; Mollusca; Gastropoda; Planorbidae
Product: zinc finger MYM-type protein 1-like
Exons: 1
Coding region: 1-1041 (346 amino acids)
Molecular function (GO): protein dimerization activity
Source: RefSeq, a predicted model, not a curated record
AUGAAAGAAUUGCUUGGAAUUACAUUGAAGAGAGAAUGUCCAACACGCUGGAGUGCAAGACAAGAUGCGGUGAAUGCAAUCCACGAACAGUUUGAUGGAUUUUUACAGCUGUUAGAAAACCUGUAUGAAGAUGGUACUCAAACUAGUGAGACUCAGAAUGAUGCAUACAGUUUGCUUCAAAAUGUGAUGAAUUUCAAUUUCAUCACUCUACUUGAUUUCUGGCAUGCAGUUUUGUCAAAAAUUGACCGGAUUCAAAAACGACUGCAAGAUCCAUCAAUGAAUUUCCAUGACGCAGCACUGGAUUUAGAAGGACUGCAGCAACGGCUAAGUAGCAUUCGAGAAGAUGUUUGCAUCACUGCAGUCAAUGCAGCUAAAGUUCAGUGUGAAAAAUUGGGAAUUAGGAUAGAGGGAAGAAUUAAACGUCGAAAACAGAUGCCUGGUGAAAAUGCUGGUGAUGCAGGACUCGCUGCGGUUGAAGAAAUAACUCGCAUUAUGAAAUCAGUUAUUGAUAGACUAAUCCAGGAGAUGACAACACGAUUUGGUCGUCUGAAGACGUUAGAUGAAAAGUUUGGAUUUCUAUUCAACAUCAGCAAAUUGUUUGCUAAUGAUACCUCUAAUGAUAUUCAACAGCACUGUGCUAUGCUGGCUGACUUUUAUAAAACUGAUAUCGAUGGAACUGAACUGUUCGUAGAAAUCAGUGACUGCAGUAUGUUGCUGAAAACCCGGCCAGAUGCUACCAAUGCUACCCCAAGCAGCCCAUUAGAAUUACUUUCAUUUUUUAUUUCAUAUGGCAAUGACAUAUUUCCAAACUUGCGAAUUGCUUUGCAAAUUAUGCUGACAAUCUCUGUGUCAGUUGCUAGCUGUGAGCGUUCUUUUAGUAAACUAAAAAUCAUUUUAACUUAUUUGAGAGCUUCAAUGGGUCAGGAGCGUCUGUCAGACUUGGCAUUGCUAAGCAUAGAAAAGGAGCUGGUCGAAACAAUUAAUUUUGAUGAUGUCAUUGACAACUUUGCUAGUGCAAGAUCACGAAAAGUAGUUCUAUAA